GAACCAGGAUCGCCGCAAAUUAAAUUGCGCAACAGGACCGCAAAACAAGAGCAUGCCAACCGUGGUGCAGGAGGACCGCUUCCGCAAGGCGGUCGGGUCUCGCGUUGUUGUGGACGGCAAAGGUGACGGAACGCUGCGAUACUUUGGCCGCCUUCGCGUCAGCAAGAAGCCCACCAAGUUCUGUGGAGUCGAACUGGACGCACCAGACGGCAAGAAUGACGGAAGUACUGGCGGCGAACGCUACUUCUCCUGUCCUCCAGGACACGGCGUCUUUGUUGCCAUGGACAAGGUGUCCUUGGGUGGAUCAUCAGGCACCAACACAGGACCAAAGGCCAGGAAGAGCCCCGUGAAGCGACGACCAUCGACUACGAGCAAGCCGGGCUCAGCCGCCACAACGCCAAAGCGACCGUCGUCUGCGUCUGCUGCACGCGCCGGUGGGAAGCGCCCAUCUAGUGCCCGUCGCAAGUCCACUGCUGCCACCCCGCCGUCCCGCACACCUUCCACUUCCUCGGCGCCCGCAAGUGCGGCAAAGCGACGCUCAUCUCAGCCAGCCAAGACGCCCACCAGCCAGAACCGGCGCCGUUCAUCAACGACAGCGCCCGCGUCCGCCAACAAGGGCCCAUCGUCAUCGCGACGCAGCAGCCGCCCGCAGUCCGCAUCACAGACACCGCGCGAGACAAAGUCCUCAAUUGCUCGGCGUGCAAGCAGGGCCAGCCAUGAUGCAAGCAGCGGCGACGCUGUGUUUCCGUACACACCAGCACGCGUUCUGAAGAACCGCCCCUCGCCCGCAAGUCGGGCCAACGGGACAUCGGCGCCAGCAUCCGCUGGCCGACGCCGGAGCGCCACUACCGCCACCAGAACGCGACGCACAACACAGCCAUCCUCUGCCUCGCACAAGCGAACGCGGAAGCAGAAAGCAGAGGUGGUUGUCGGCACCAGCAGAGACGCUGUCAUCGACGCCAGCGCGGAAGUAUCUUCCGGCCAUCUUGCAAAGAUGAAGAAACGCCUCUUCCGUCGCAUGGCUGCAUCGUCAACUUCCCCAAAGGCAAAACAACAACAACAGCAGCAGAACAAGAACAAGAACAAGAACAAGAGAGCAGGAGACACGACGACCUCCCAGCAGCAACAGAAACAAAGCAGGCCGCGAGCCACAGGCGCACGUGCGCCAUCAUCAUCAUCAUCAUCAUCCAGCAAGCCACGCACACCAACGAAGAGGAAACCAGGCUCAGCGUCGCGAAGCAAGAAGUCCAUCACAAGAACGCCGACCAAGCAAGCCAGCCCCGCCAAGAAGACAGCCGCUGGCCCUCCAACAAAACCAAAGCCUGCAACAGCACCGAAACCUGUGGUGGCGACAAAUGGACGACAGGAGCAUUCGGCAACAGCAUCCGGUGUUGAACGGGAGCCGUCGCGUGAUCGCGUGCUCUCCAUUGCAGCAAAAUUCGAGGCACUCACCACCACCGCUGCUACCACCGCAUAGCCACUGUGGCGUCUUUUGUUUGUGUGUGUGUGUGUGUGUGUGUGUGUGUGUGUGUGUGUGUGUGUGUG
Messenger RNA from Salpingoeca rosetta, 1545 nucleotides. RefSeq lists its product as uncharacterized. Bases 53 to 1477 code for a protein of 474 amino acids. The transcript has 6 exons. The record is from RefSeq and is a predicted model, not a curated record. NCBI's taxonomy places the organism in Eukaryota, Choanoflagellata, Craspedida, Salpingoecidae.